This is a messenger RNA of Pangasianodon hypophthalmus (striped catfish), 2208 nucleotides long. RefSeq names its product 4-galactosyl-N-acetylglucosaminide 3-alpha-L-fucosyltransferase 9. Lineage: Eukaryota; Metazoa; Chordata; Actinopteri; Siluriformes; Pangasiidae. Gene Ontology annotation, molecular function: alpha-(1->3)-fucosyltransferase activity. Bases 149 to 1264 code for a protein of 371 amino acids. Gene Ontology annotation, cellular component: membrane. The record is from RefSeq and is a predicted model, not a curated record. The transcript is spliced from 2 exons.
AAGCGUCCUUUAAAUCAUCUUUAAAAACCCACCUUUUAUAAUGGUUUUAUAAUGGUAGAACCCUAGACUUGGAAUAAUAAUCUCUGAUACAUUCUCAGCGCUCUGUUCAACCAGGUCAAGAUUUACAUUUAGAAGACAGGGAUCUGGGAUGAUGUUUACCACACCUAAAAUACAACAGCUUUGCCUGGUAUUGACUUGUUGGCUUGGAGGACUAUUCUCUUGCUUGUUGUUUUUUCAGUAUUCCUCACCAUCAUGUGCACCUCAACACAUUCCUUCUUAUCAGCCCGACGUUUACAAGAACUUAACCAUCAAUCCCACUUCUGCUGCAACUCAGGCUAAGGAGGAAAAGCCCAUCCUUCUGCUGUGGUUCUGGCCUGAAAACUACAAGUGGGACUUUCGUGACUGUAAAACCAUAUACAACAUCGACGGCUGCCAUUUGACUGAUGACAGAAACCUUUACAACCAAGCAGACGCAGUCCUCAUUUUCCACAAAGCUAUCAAAUGGGAUCUGUCUAACCUUCCACCUUCUCCUCGGCCUCCAUUUCAGAAAUGGAUCUGGCUUCAUGUAGAAUCGCCGACCAACACGCCAAAGAUACCAGGUUUGGAGAACCUUUUUAACCUCACGCUGAGCUACAGACGGGAUGCAGACAUUUCUGUGAGAUAUCGACUCACUGUCAGCAAAAAGCCUAAUGAGGACUUCGUGAUCCCAAAGAAGGACAAGCUCCUCUGCUGGUUCGUGUCCAACGUUGCCAGCCAUACAGGAGUAGGGACCAGGAUGCAGUACUACAAUGAGUUAAAGAAGUACAUCGAUGUGCGCAUUUUUGGAAGAAUGGCUGGAGCGCGCUUGAGAGAUGAAGACUACUACUCCACUAUGGCUACCUGUAAGUUCUACCUUGCUUUUGAGAACUCCAUUCACAAGGACUACAUCACAGAGAAAUUAAACGGUCCUCUCGCAGUCGGGACCGUCCCUGUCGUCAUGGGGCCUCCAAGACAAAAUUAUGAAGACUUUGCUCCAGGUAAUUCCUUCAUUCAUGUUAAUGACUUCCCUGAUGCUCAAGCACUGGCUAAUCGUCUGCUUCAGCUGGACAAAGAUGACGAAGCUUACAAGCACUACUUUGAUUGGAGAAAACAUGUGACUGCGACUCCACAUCUGGUCAUUUGGAAUCAAGAGUUUAUCAUAUAUAUCUGUCACGCCUGUGAAUAUAUUGGAAGGCACAAAGAGUAUAAAGCUGCACAUGACAUCUACAAGUGGUGGUUUUCAUAAAGAAGAACUUGAGCACUAUCAUUAUCAUUCCAUCAUUAUAAACCUUUAGGACUGGGCUGAGAUUUCUUUGUAAGUCGGUAAUGAUUCCUGAAUGCUAGCUAUAAUAACAUGCUAUAAGUAAUUCCUGAGAACUCAUUAUCAUAUUAGUGUCAUGAUUCACUACAGUGCCACAUGGUGUGCUAUUAACAAUUAGGAAAACAUUAUAAAUGUCUUACAACUUAUAUAUAAUAUUAAAGUAAUUAUUUUACAUGACGUCAUUUUUAUAACUUUUUUUUUUUUUGUAAUUAUUGACUAUAACAGUUGCUUAAUAAUUAUGCACAGGUCAUUAUGAGUUAUAAAUGUUGUAAAGUACACCACAUGGCAUGAUAAUGAAUAGUUCAAUCUUACGACUAUAAAGAAAUGACAUAUUAAAUGGCAUUAUUCAGGAAUUACGACCAACUUAAAAAAAAAUUUUGGAAGCACUAUUAUAAUGAUUUGUGACAAGCUUAAUAGAAAAUGUUACUGAACUUUUAAUGUUGUCAUCAAUUUUAAUGAAAAUAUUUAUAUAUUUUUUUCUCACUUUGAAAAUAUAUGUUUUUUUGGUACGGAUAAACAUGAAGAUGCUGAUGAUACAUGAUUUCCAUAUGCGAUUGUUCUCAGUAGUGCAAUAUAGAAAUUAAUGAAUGACUUAUGACUUAUUGGUUUGUUUAUACCAUGUUAAUGUGGCUAAUCUGACAUAAAAGCUGUAAUGGUUCACUGCGAGCAAGAGAGCAAACAAGAAGGAACAGGAACAUAAUAAUGAAGACAGUAGAUUGAAGCAUAUCGCAUAUCGGGAUUUUUUUUCUGUGUGUACUUUAAUAUCGAGUUUGAUUGGUUGGGAUUGGUACUUUCUUGUUCAUUCUGGUUUUUCUGGGAAUACUGUGCAUGAUUUGCAACUAUAAAGAAUUUGAUGUUCACUGUGUGAA